GCCAACUUCGAAGACUGCAUCGAGCUUCGCGACGCCACAUCUAACUGCAUUGAUGUCUCCUACUCCCCCUAACGACACCUACUGGAUGAAGAGCAGCCUCGGGGCACCCUCUCAAACGGCGGAAUAUGGACCGCGCGAAGCCGGAUCACCCAGAUCACAUGCGAGGGCAACAAGUCCAAUGGUACCAUUUACGAUGCCGCCGAGGGCGGAUCGUUCCAGGUUCUCUGGCGUUGACUGUACUGGAGGCGGCCUUGCUGCUACCUCAGAGACCGGCUCUUCUCAAGCCAGGCCGUCAGGUCGAUGGGUCUCAACAAAGACCUCUCCUGCGACAACUGUGGUUUCUCCAGCUCAAACAUUCAGGUCUCGGGCAAGAUUGUGAUCAACUUGACGGCCGGUGCCAUCAAGAAGGCGACGAUCACAGCGGGCAUCAGUGUACUGCCGGCACAAUUACGGCCCCGAAGUCGGACGGUGCGUGCAACGGCGGAUGGAACUACGCGUAGUCAAACAGCGCGCUUGGUGCUAUUACUUUGGACAAUACCUUCAACAUUCAA
Messenger RNA from Parathielavia appendiculata, 551 nucleotides. RefSeq lists its product as uncharacterized. The record is from RefSeq and is a predicted model, not a curated record. Lineage: Eukaryota; Fungi; Ascomycota; Sordariomycetes; Sordariales; Chaetomiaceae. The coding region runs from base 53 to 379 and encodes 108 amino acids. The transcript is spliced from 2 exons.